Molecule: messenger RNA, 700 nt
Organism: Cladocopium goreaui
Lineage: Eukaryota; Dinophyceae; Suessiales; Symbiodiniaceae
Source: the annotation of a GenBank genome assembly
AGGUUUGAAAAGGAACUGCUGCAUCAGCGUUCCUCCUGUGUCCAGGGGGGUCAAGAGCUACAGCAGGAGUUCUUGAUGGAAAGGCGAAAGCUCCUGGAAAAGGUGGCGCAAGGCGAAUCGGCACAAGAACAGGCCUUUCAGGCGGAACGCUUACGCGCCAUCCGUGCUGAAGAAAGGUGUCAGGUCCAAGAAACCCUUCACCAAGCAGAACUUGCCCGUCUGACCGCCCGAUACGAAAAGGCUCUCUUGAGAUGUUCCAGUGAACAGGCCAGAUUGCUCUCGCGUUACGAGAAGGAGAAAGAGGAAUGGGCAGCUGAUUGGAAAGAGGUGAAUGACAUUAUGCAGCCAUUGAUUCAGACCCAUGAGGCGGCAGAGGUUCAAAGGGUGACCCGCCAAGCAGCCGCGCAAGAAGGUUUGAACCUCUUGAAACAGUUUGCCCAGCUGAAGGAGCUUGAGACCCAAGAGCUGAAGCGCGGGAGGCAAGCCUCUGAAGUCAUGGCCGUGAGAUUGGACGCAGAACGAACUGAAUCUCGUGCUGAAUCUGGAGCCGAAUCAGCGGAAGAUCAUCAGGAGCAGACUUGCGAGGGAGCUGAACUUCGAGGUCCAGGUGGACCAAGUGCGCAAUAAGUUGGGCCAAAGAUGCCCUUGUACAUAGGGAAGGGAUCUGUUGGAUGCGGUUGCCUAGGUCGACCGUUUCUGG